AUGGCGUGCUACAAAUGGGGCCUCUUCGUUAUGACUACGGUUCCGGGCAUCAUGAAUCCCAUCUUUUCCGACUAUUCAACUUGCACUAAAGCACUCCAAGCCGCCAGUGAUGCUGUGGGCAUAGCAAACACCAUUGAUAGCGCGCCUGCAGGCGAUCCCGCUGACGGCCUUCAAGACGAAAUGAAGAACGCUGACAGCUUGAAUGCUUCUGUCGACGCUGAGGUUGCCGAGAGCUCCAGUUUGGCAUUCAUCACACCGCAGACCCUGACCUGGAAAGCAACGAUGAGACACGCCGUCUAUUCUUACGGGGGUGCAUUCGCCACGGAUUCUGUGUCUGCGAUAAGUGAGAACCAAAUCAAAAGCCUCAAGACAGAGUUCUACGACCGGAUGGUGGGCGGCCUUCUUUCGAACUGCUGGAUCUCGGAGAGUGUCUUCGUUUUCAAGGCUUCCCCCGAUCCCUUGAGUAACGGCGUGGCGGCCAGUACGAUAAAACUCGGCACUCCUGAUGGUGAUUCCUGGGCUUGCAACAGCCCUCGCUAUGAAUUUGAAUAG
Molecule: messenger RNA, 552 nt
Organism: Penicillium canariense
Lineage: Eukaryota; Fungi; Ascomycota; Eurotiomycetes; Eurotiales; Aspergillaceae
Exons: 4
Coding region: 1-552 (183 amino acids)
Source: RefSeq, a predicted model, not a curated record